ACCCCUACCCCUACCCCUGCUGCAGUGCUAUAGGCUAGCCCUACCUCCCUGCUCCUGUUUCCUCUCUUUCUCUCUCGCCUCCUUCGCUUCGCUUCCAUUGGUGGUGGUCUCCAUUGCUCCCUUCCUCCCUGCCUUUUUCUUCCAUAAGUAGUAGUAGUAGCGGGAGUGGCCGCCGCCGCAGCCAUAGAUCUGCGGCGCCGCGUAUCUCGCGGCUGGUUUGGCUGGUGCGGUUAGCGGCUAGGGUUUUGGUUGUUUCGUCUGAUCGAUCCUCCCCGAUUUUGCGGCGGCGGUGGUGAAUUGGUGUGUGAUCUGAUAUGGCUGGCGGCGGCGGUGGCGGGGGAAGGGGGGAGGGGGAGGGGAGGGCGGCGACGGGGAAGAGGGAGAGGAUAGCAAUACGGAGGAUCGACAACCUGGCGGCGAGGCAGGUGACCUUCUCGAAGCGGAGGAGGGGGCUGUUCAAGAAGGCCGAGGAGCUCUCCAUCCUCUGCGACGCCGAGGUCGGGCUCGUCGUCUUCUCCGCCACCGGCAAGCUCUUCCAAUUCGCCAGCACCAGCAUGGAACAGAUUAUUGACCGGUACAACUCGCAUUCCAAGACACUUCAGAGAGCAGAACCUUCUCAACUCGACUUACAAGGGGAGGACAGCAGUACUUGUGCCAGACUAAAGGAGGAGCUUGCAGAAACUAGCCUUAGGCUGAGGCAGAUGAGAGGAGAGGAGCUGCACAGGCUGAAUGUGGAACAGCUGCAGGAGCUAGAGAAGAGCCUCGAGUCCGGUCUAGGCUCUGUUCUCAAGACCAAGAGCAAGAAAAUUCUGGAUGAGAUCGAUGGACUGGAACGAAAGAGGAUGCAAUUGAUAGAGGAGAAUUUAAGGCUGAAGGAGCAACUGCAGGUGUCCAGGAUGUCAAGAAUGGAGGAGAUGCAGCCUGGGCCUGAUUCAGAAAUCGUGUACGAGGAAGGGCAGUCGUCUGAAUCUGUCACCAAUGCUUCUUACCCGCGACCUCCACCCGACAACGACUACAGCUCUGAUACAUCUCUCAGGCUCGGGUUGUCACUCUUCAGCUCCAAGUGAUGGCUGGAAACUAAAACUGAGAGGAAACAGCUGGAUGGCAUGCCUGCAUCGCCAAAUGAUCAGUGCAUGCACUGCAAGACUGCAACAAAUAACACAGUUUUAGAUUGCCAGAUGAUGAUGUGUGUGUGCUGAGAGUCACUGGCUAUUAUCGUACACAUAAUAACAAUAGAACGAACAAGUUCUUCUGUUCUUGGAUGUUACCUGAAUUCUACUCCCAUACAUGUUGUCAAUGGCUCUGUAAUCGAGUGUCUGCAAUUCCAGCUGAAAGCAACCGAUUACAGGGAAAUAAGCUAUUUUUUCUUAAAGUUCUAGCUAGCUUGGUACAGUUCAUAAGCCGUAGAAAAACAAAGGCAAAUAGGACAAUAUAUCAAAAGUCAUUUUUAGGUAAAGCUUUUA
Molecule: messenger RNA, 1463 nt
Organism: Oryza sativa Japonica Group (Japanese rice)
Lineage: Eukaryota; Viridiplantae; Streptophyta; Magnoliopsida; Poales; Poaceae
Source: RefSeq, a predicted model, not a curated record